Molecule: messenger RNA, 1608 nt
Organism: Lodderomyces elongisporus
Lineage: Eukaryota; Fungi; Ascomycota; Pichiomycetes; Serinales; Debaryomycetaceae
Gene: POS5
Product: NADH kinase
Exons: 1
Coding region: 1-1608 (535 amino acids)
Biological process (GO): NAD+ metabolic process; NADP+ biosynthetic process
Molecular function (GO): NAD+ kinase activity
Source: RefSeq, a predicted model, not a curated record
AUGUUUAGAACAAUACGAAAUAACCCUUCAUUUUUCAAUAAAAUAUUCCAGCGACAUAGUCCGACAUCACACUACUCUGCUCAGUCUAACAAGCCAAUGGGUGACAAGUCCUCGUCUUCAAGGUCGAUGACGACCCUGUCAAAGUCGUAUCUACAAGUACAGUCACAAUCACUAUCUCCAAACCCUCUGAAUCUAAGUUCUAGUUCUAGUUCUAGUUCAAGUUCAGGGUCAGGUGCGAAUCACUCUAUACUUACAAUUGAAUCUUGUGAAAAUCUACCCAAGGCUCGGCUACCUGACUACGUCAAGUCCCAACAGCAUCGUCUCUUUAACAUUAUAUGGCGUACUUCACCGCCAAAGAAUGUUUUGAUGGUUAAGAAGCCAUGGGAUGCCACUGUGCGCGAGGCAAUGAUUCAAUUAAUUAAUCAUUUGCAUGUUGAGUAUCCACUGUGUAAUAUAGUUGUUAAUGAAGAUGUGGCAGAUGAGUUGGUCAAUGAGGUGACUACGGUGAAUAAGAUUAUGGACAAGUCAAUUCAGCAUGUGAUUUAUACUGGGGAGACCAAGGACAUAAUCGAUAAGAUUGAUUUGAUGAUUACUUUGGGAGGUGAUGGAACUAUAUUGAGGGGCGUUUCGUUGUUUUCAAAUGUCAAAGUGCCGCCGGUUUUGUCGUUUGCAAUGGGUACAUUGGGGUUUUUGUUGCCCUUUGAUUUCAAGAAUAGUAUGGAGUGUUUCAAGAGUGUUUAUGAAGGAAGAGCAAAAGCGUUGCAUCGGAAUAGAUUAGAGUGUCAUGUGAUUAGGAAAUUUGUUGAACAAGAUGUCGAGGACUACAAAAAUGAGACGGAGGCGAGGGAAGAGGAUGUUGUUGACACUAGACUGAAGGUGCUGAUGGUUGCUUCCGGGUUUGGUUCUAAGUACGAUGUGCAGAGUGUCAAGGGUAAGAGACAAAUGGUUCAUGCUAUGAAUGAUAUUACGAUCCAUAGAGCCAGCUCUCCAAAUCUCACAGCGGUGGACAUUUAUAUCGAUGGUGAGUUUUUCACUACAACGUAUUCGGAUGGGUUGAUUUUCUCGACACCAACAGGGUCAACUGCGUAUUCUUUAUCGGCGGGUGGAUCGAUCACGCAUCCUGCCGUGCCGUGCAUCUUGUUGACACCUAUAUGUCCGAGGUCGUUAUCUUUUAGACCGUUAAUUCUUCCCAGCACGUCGGAUAUAAUGAUUAAGUUGUCUGAGAAUAACCGUAAUAGUUUUAUUGAAUUGACGAUUGAUGGUAUAAGUCAGGAAGACUUGCACCCCGGUGAUGAAUUGCAUAUAACCUCAGAGACAAUUGUGAGUAAUGGCAAGAUUAUGCUGGGAGGAGUAGGAGUUGGAGGAGGAGUAGGUGGAAAAGGAGUAGGGGGUGUUUGCAGCAGCAGUAGUGUUAGUGGUGGUAUACAAAAGAUUAAGGAGGAAGAGCCAGAGGAGGUAUAUGUCAAUGGGCAAGAUGUUGUGUAUAAUGACAAGAAUGGUAUCUGGUGUGUUGCUACUAAUCCCAACCAGUGGGCCAAAGACUUGAAUAGCUUAUUAGGAUUCAAUAGUUCGUUUAGAGAUCAAAAGGGCAAGAAAUUGCAUCUUUAA